UUACCUAACUGUCAGUUGGGAAGGACACAAAGGUUCAGUUACCCAGAGAGCACUGAGCUGAGGGGGACACACAGAAAGAGAACAUAUCUGAGGACUGACACAAACAUGACCAGUGGUGGCUGCGUAUUUGUCCUGUUCUUCCUCUUCCAUGUGUCGCUGAGUGUGGAAAUGACAGGCUUGUACGGCAACUUUACCACCCCCAACUUCCCCCAGCCAUAUCCUGAUAACACGCACAUGGUGUGGAACAUCACCGUGCCGCAGGGCCACAGGGUCAAACUCUAUUUCACCCACUUCAACAUCGAACCCUCCAACCUGUGCGAAUACGACUACAUUCAGGUUUUGGCAGAGGGGAACGAUACCGUGCGGUUCUGUGGAGAAGAAGAGAAGAAUGAUGAACGCACCCCGAGGAACACUGUCAUCCUCUCAGCCGACAACCACAUGUCAGUGGUCUUUAGGAGCGACUACUCUAAUGAGGAGCGAUUCACCGGCUUCCAAGCAUUUUACACCUCAGAAGACAUCAACGAAUGUCGGUCCAGUCUGCAUGAAGAGAGAGCGUGCGACCAUUUUUGCCACAAUUACAUCGGUGGGUAUUACUGCACAUGCAGGCCAGGAUACCUCCUCCAUCUCAACAAAAGAUCUUGUACAGUGCUGUGCCUCAGCCAGGUGUUGACCAACCUGUCAGGCCUUCUAGAAAGUCCUGGUUACCCGAGCCCGUAUCCAUCCAUGAGUCAUUGCAACCACACCAUCCGUCUUCCAGAGGGCUACAAAAUAAUCCUGGACUUUGUGGAGCCUUUUGACAUAGAAGGACACCCAGACGUACCGUGUCCAUACGAUAUGUUGAAGAUUUCGACGGCCGGACGAGAGUAUGGACCAUUCUGCGGAUCGACACCACCGGCCAGUAUCCAAACCGAAAGUCUCCAAGUGCACGUUGCAUUCAGGUCAGACUCGAGUGGGAAAAACAAAGGAUGGAAGAUCAAGUACACGAGUAUGCAGUCUGGAUCACUUGCUAUAACUGAGACCUGACUGUGUAGAAUAAAAAUAACAGAGCCUACAAUCAUAGUUUUUACAUUUAUGUACCGUUGAGACAAACAUUUCUGGUGUAAUGACAGAUUUGUUUUAUAAUAUUAUCCUGUUUUGGGAAGUAAGAAGAAUGAAAUGAUACUUCAACAACUGAGACCAUAUUUAAAAUUAAAUUUGUUUCAUGAUGUUCUGUGA
Phyllopteryx taeniolatus (common seadragon) is the source of this 1215-nucleotide messenger RNA. It is a transcript of the gene masp2, whose product is annotated as MBL associated serine protease 2. The transcript is spliced from 6 exons. Gene Ontology annotation, molecular function: serine-type endopeptidase activity; calcium ion binding. Lineage: Eukaryota; Metazoa; Chordata; Actinopteri; Syngnathiformes; Syngnathidae. The coding region runs from base 106 to 1023 and encodes 305 amino acids. The record is from RefSeq and is a predicted model, not a curated record.